AUGGCCCCUACAAAAGCGGCAUCCGUCGAAGACGACGAUAAAGUAGCCGGGAGCCGUCGUUGGACCCUUGUCGACACAGAUUAUUCUUCUAGCGUCACGUUUCAGAACAGUGCGCCGCUGAAGCCGUUCGAGCCAGCUCCUCUCUCGGACGGUGACGUCAUCAUGUUCGGCGAACGGACGUCGAUUAGAGUGGGUUCCAAGAACACCGAGAAUGUGAAUGUAGUCGGGGUCGAGAUUCUGGAGUUGAGUAGGAUGAAAAUAAUCAGGAAUGUGAGCCAGCGGAGAACAAGAAGUUUAAGAAAAGGAGGACAUAUGGAUGGCCGUCAAGUGAAUUUGAGUGUCAUUGAAGGAAAAAGGACAAGAAAGGGUACACGAGCGAGAAAAAAGCUACCCGGCCGUGGGAAGACCUUUGGGUGGAAAGGAGAAGGAAAAUCACUUGGGGAGGAGCAAAAUUUGUUUGGAGAAGACAAAAGGAUAUCUGAAGUUGGAGUUGAGUUAUUAGAGAGAGUUACUUGCGAAAGAGAGAGUACAUUGGUUGAAGUUGGAAGCAAGGAUUUGGAGAAGAUGACUUUUGGGGAAUGGUUUGAAUAUCUUGAAGUUUAUCUGCCUAAAAUUGGAAUUGGAUGA
Messenger RNA from Striga asiatica, 627 nucleotides. Lineage: Eukaryota; Viridiplantae; Streptophyta; Magnoliopsida; Lamiales; Orobanchaceae. The record is from the annotation of a GenBank genome assembly.